AUGUCUAUUAACAUGGAUGCAAAGAAACGACCUGUCUCUGCCGCAACAGAAGACAAUGUAUCGACCACCGAAGGCCAGUUCGACCUGACCGACGCAGCCUAUCGUCGGAUGCCCGAUUCUCUACGGGUCCUCGAUGAGAACGAGAUGAAGGCACUGAACAGGAAAAUCGUCCGCAAGGUCGACCUCAUUGUGCUACCUACCAUCGGCAUCCUCUAUAUCCUGAACUACAUCGACCGGCAGAACUUGGCCGCAGCCAAGCUCCAAGGCAUCAUGGAAGAUCUCAACAUGGACACGCAGCAAUUUGCCACAGCCGUCUCAAUCCUCUUUGUCGGAUACCUUCCCUUCCAAAUCCCAAGCAACCUGAUCAUCACGAAAAUCGCACGUCCGGGAAUGUACAUAUGUGCCGCAGUCGCCAUCUGGGGUACCAUAUCAGCCGCAACGGCGGCAGUGAAGACCUACGGACAACUCCUUGCUGUUCGAGCAAUUCUGGGUGCCGCGGAGGCUGUCUUCUUUCCCGGUGCUAUCUACUAUCUCUCAGCAUGGUACACAAAGACAGAACUUGGAAAGCGUAUUGCAGGUCUAUACAUCGCCCAACAAGUCGGGAAUGCCUUCGGCGGUCUCUUCGCCGCGGCCAUCCUCCAACUGGACGGUGCGCACGGCAUCGCAGGCUGGCAAUGGCUUUUCAUCAUCGAAGGCAGCGCGACAGUCGGCAUUGGCGUCAUCUGCGCCUGCAUCAUGCCCGAAUUCCCGCACAACAGCCGCAUUCUCUCACAGCUAGAACGUGAUUUCGCCGUCUGGCGUAUCGAAUCCGAGUCCGGGGCAGCAGAGGCUUCAGAGGGUGAAAGUGUCCUCCGCGGCUUCGCAAAGGCCUUAUCAGACCCGAAGUUGGUCCUUCUCAUCUUAUGCAACAUGCUUUCUCAAACGCAGGGGUCUAUCGCGAAUUACUUUCCCACCCUCGUCGGUUCCCUGAACUUCAACAGCACGAUCAGCUUGCUCCUCACUGCACCACCCUACAUCCUCGCCGGCAUAGUCUAUUACUGGGUGAUGUUCUACUCGGACCGGAAAAACACCGUCUACCCCCUGAUCCUCAUUUGCAUUGCCAUCGCAAUUGUAAUGUACGUUAUCCUCAUGGCGACACUCAAUACCGGCGCGCGGUAUUUCUCCAUGAUGAUCCUACCCUUCUCCUCGGUUGGUCCCCAGCUCCUCCUUUACAAGACUAUCAAUCUGCAUCUUGCACGACCUGUCUCGAAACGUGCCGCUGCCUCAGCCCUGGUUAAUGCCAUUGGUGGUACUUCUAACAUCUGGGCUUCCUAUCUAUAUUACUCCUCUCCGCACUUCUAUGCAGCUUUUGGCACACUCAUGGGCUGUGCGUUCUUGUUUGCGAUUACUAUCACAGUCUACCGCUGGCUGAUAUUGCGUGAGAAUAAGCGACUUGACUCGGGUGAGCAGGAGCAGAUUGCGAAGGCUAUGAAGGGUGGUGUUACCGAGGAGAUGGUGCAGUUGAAUUGGCGAUACGAGAUGUACUGA
Penicillium argentinense is the source of this 1527-nucleotide messenger RNA. RefSeq names its product major facilitator superfamily domain-containing protein. Gene Ontology annotation, molecular function: transmembrane transporter activity. The transcript has a single exon. Lineage: Eukaryota; Fungi; Ascomycota; Eurotiomycetes; Eurotiales; Aspergillaceae. The coding region runs from base 1 to 1527 and encodes 508 amino acids. Gene Ontology annotation, cellular component: membrane. The record is from RefSeq and is a predicted model, not a curated record. Gene Ontology annotation, biological process: transmembrane transport.